Molecule: messenger RNA, 4522 nt
Organism: Sycon ciliatum
Lineage: Eukaryota; Metazoa; Porifera; Calcarea; Leucosolenida; Sycettidae
Product: 3',5'-cyclic-AMP phosphodiesterase 4C-like
Exons: 24
Coding region: 1117-3582 (821 amino acids)
Biological process (GO): signal transduction
Molecular function (GO): 3',5'-cyclic-nucleotide phosphodiesterase activity
Source: RefSeq, a predicted model, not a curated record
CGACAGCCUGCGAAAGUGCAUACUUUGCAACGACCUGAUACUAGUAGUACUUAAAAUUGAGUGAAAAGUAAUUAGUUACUGCGUAACUGUUAUCAAGGUUAUCUUUAUCGGUUAAUUCUUCGUAACCGGUCUGCAACCGUACCGGUUAACUUAAUCGGACUAACCGUUUGAGCCCUACUUUAUUCCCUACGACCCUAGCUCCUAGGCUAAGCCUAAAAUCCGUGUGAAUGCCGCGCCGGCAGCUCGACAGCCUAGACAGGUCAGAUCUACGAUUCGAACUCUCCCAUGAUCUACUGCUAGCCUGAACCAGGCAUGGGUCCAGUGCGGGCGCGACUAGACUGUCUUGUCAUCACAUCCCUCUCUCAUGCUCAAGCUGUAGAUCUACUGAUCGUCUGAUCGUCUGAUCAUGUGCCAGAGGCAGCUCCAUUCCGGCAUUCUCCAGUUUACAACCAAAAACCUUGGUUUUAGUUAUUUUUGUCCAGACUCGCACUAUUCCAUCGAAGUAGCGGAGAGGAAGACCCUUGCCUCUGGAUGGUUCCUCUUACUCGCACACGAGUAGUUCAGUACUAGUUCUACGGUGAGUUUGCAUGCCGUUUUCAAGUUAGUUAUAUCAGACUCUCAACUUGAGUAACAGCAUUUCUAGUGCUUCUCGGAUAUUGGCCGAGUCAAAACUUAGCUUCUCGCUCGCGACCUAGUAGAUCCACCUACUGCUAGUAGUAGUAGUACUGCACUCUGCAGUUGUCGUACCAGCGCUGCAGCCCUUCAGUGCUGGGGUGCUAUGCUUGGACGCCCUGCCAAUACCGCGCAUAAAUAUCUCGCGCCAGGACGUGGACACGUCUUUGCAUUGCCAUUGGAUCCGUCUCUUGCCAGUUUCAGCUAGCUGUGCUCCCGUCGCUGUUGCUAGUACUAGUAGCAGUAGUGUUCACGAGCCAGUCGAGCAAAUCAGCAGCUGACAGUACCGGUGGGAAUAGCAGGAGGCGGUGGGCUGACGAUCAACUUUUCUAUAUUUGACUUCAAUCAAAGUCACCACCGACUACCAGACCAGCGGGUGCUAGGCCGCGGGUCUCUUGUCUGCCAACGGUUGUGGUGAGUGGCCAGGAAAACGAUGGCUACGUAAUGAUGGAGGACCACGAUGCUGAACGCCGGUCUUCGUCUCCUGUGGCAACGUGCGAGCGAGUAGAACCAUUAGAAACUGCACCUCCGGUUCCGCCUUCUAUCACCUUCAACAAACCAGCAAUGGACCCGGAUGCCUCCGAUAUCGAAUCAUCAUCAUCAUCGCGAACCGGAAGCAUUCAGAGCCUACAUGAAAAGCGCCGACGCUACUCUGAGGAGGCCAAGGCCCUGAAGUCUGCAGGCGCUAGUAAAGACGCUGCUUCGCCAGUCGCCAGCAACUCCAUGUCUCUGGAUGGUGCCUCCCGGAUGCACAGCACCUUCCCUCGUUCAAAGGUGGAUCGAUUUCUAGAAAGGGAGAGCUCUACUCACUUGUCAGCUCAUGCAGGAACUCGACGAGGCAGCUUUAUAUUUCGACAGAGCUCCAAAGGCUCGAGCAACUCAAGCGUCGCCGCAAGCUUACUUUUUGAUGGAGGAAAAGAGGAAGAGCUGAUUACACCAUUCAAUCAGACAACCCACUCGCUGAAGAAAGCCAUUGCACUGCAAGAAAUGGCUAUUAGUGAAUGUGAAAAAUUGUACAGAAAAGCAGCGAAUGAAAGUACCUCUUCUAGCUUCGACAAUGCCGGAGAUGAGUCACUCGGUACUCAAAUCGGCCGGCUUACUCGUGUGCUUGAGGUCCUCCGUGUCUGCAGUCGAGACUUGGAUGAAAUGGGCACCCAGGAGAGGACGGUGGGCAAGUUUGCUGCCGAGAAGUUUGCUAGUAUGCUGUCUGAGGAGGUGAGCGCACAGCCGAAUGUCGCUGACUGGAUUUCCAACCAAUUCACGACUGCAAAACCUAUUCGUCGCUCGGCCCUGGUGGAGAGCAGCACACCGCGUCCCCGGCAUUCAAUUGCAUCCAUCAACCACGCUCACCAUCCAUUGUCACCUACCCUAGUUCACAGCGUGAGCAUGCCAAGCACAACAAACAGACACAUGGGAGCCAUUGCCGAACCUAACGUCGAUGAAACGGAUGGCCCAAUCGGAGCUGAUUCCUACACGUCUCACCAGCGGCCAAGCCUCAACUCCUACUCCAAAAAGCUACCACUGCCAGUCAUCGACAGUGCCUCUGAGCAUUCCUCGAUUGUGGAUGAUGAUGCUAGCGAGGAGCAUCCAGCAGAGACGGAUUCGUUUACUUUCUCAUUGACAUUUGCCACUGGGGCUGGCUUGCGCUGUACUGACAUGGAGAGUUUACACUCUCUGAUGCGGGAUCUCGACUCGUUCCGCUUCGACAUCUUUAAGGUUGCUGAAUUGACGUAUGACCGACCGUUUGUACCAGUUGUCAUGUCAUUAUUUAAGGAGUGGAACCUACUGCGUGACCUAGAGAUCAGUGACAGCGUAAUGGCAAACUACCUAACGGAAAUCGAGCUCAAGUACUGCUCUAAAAAUCCGUAUCAUAAUAGCUGGCAUGGUGCUGAUGUGGCUCAGACGGCACAUGUACUCAUCUUGAAGGGAGGUCUGGAGAAACAUUUCAGCCGCCAGGAGAUCUUUGGCCUACUGCUGUCGGCAGCAGUUCAUGAUGUUGGUCAUAUUGGUUAUAACAAUGAUUACCUCGUCAAGACACGUCAUGAAUUGGCCCUUAUGUACAAUGACCAGUCUGUGUUGGAGAACCUCCAUUCAUCUAUAGCCAUCACCUUGGGUGAGGACAAAACAAAGGAUUGUCAGAUCUUUGACAGCUUUAAUUACUCCGAGUACUGUGAUGCACGUGCUCGUAUUAUCAAGCUGAUCUUGGCAACCGAUCCGAAAAAGCAUGUGGAAAUGCUGGGCUCUUUCACCAGCUUUUCCGAAGGUAUCAGUGUCAACGAUGUGCGGGCAGAGAACGGUGGAAGUAUUUUCCGUCCGAAUGACGCCUCCGAAAAGUCACUGGUGCUGGAGACUCUGCUACACUCUGCUGACAUCAGCAACCCAUGCAAGCCGCAUCAUCUCAGCCAAGCGUGGACUAACCGUAUAGUCAGUGAGUUUUACGCCCAGGGCGACAAAGAGAAGGCAGCUGGCUUCACACCGCACAUGGUGUUUGAUCGUAACAGUGGCGUGCCGCUGUAUGAUAUGCAGAUUGGAUUCAUCAAAGGUAUUGUACAGCCACAGUGGGAGGCAUGGCAUUUGUUCUCGCGCCACGCACUGGAGGAGGACUUUGACGAACCACUAGAUAACCUCAGCAACACCAUGAACCACUGGGAGACUUUAAAGCAAGCUGAUGGAGACAUGAAGGAAAGAGCAGAAGCUGCUAAAGCAGCGGGCGAUGACCUCGUCCCGAUCAGCAUUGAAAGCACCGGUGCCAAUGGAGGAGAGGCGAUAGUAGCUGAAGAGGGGCAUUCUGAGGAUGCGCCGGAGCAGGCCACAGCUGAGCAGGCCACAGCUGAGGAGGCCACUGCUGAGGAGGCCACAGCUGAGGAGACUGCACCCAAGGAGACUGCAUCUGAGAGCGAUCCAGCUUAGAAGAAAAGUCACCACCGCUGUUCUAACUGUUUGCAGUUACCACCACCCCAUCGAUGUCACCAUCGUUGUCCCCGUCGUCGUUUGUUGUAGAUAAUGAUUUGUCAAUAUCCUGCUUGAUAUAUGGGAAGCUUGGUGGUGUAGCGAUGUCAAAGCGAAAUGCUCGCUUCCCUCUUGAGAAUCGGACUCAUCGCCAAUUAUCAUCGACCUCAUCCACAGUUAUGAUGCAUAAUGUGAUGAUUGCGGACAAUAUGACCGCAGCGCGUUUGACUGAUACGCUUACUAUCUUCACUAGACUUUUUGUAAAUACGUGUUGUCACGCAUUGCCACGCUCAUGCCAAUCUCAUUACUACGCUAGGUCCCCAGUAACAAAGGCAAGUAACAAAGUGUAGGGAUCGUUGAGACCGACCAACUGAUAAUAUUAAUAGUAUGUUAAAAACCAGUGGUGGAUCUGAGCUUUUUUUUUGUCUCGCACUACACCACCACCACCACAUGUGUGGUAGGCUGGCCCUAAUGAAACUGUCCUGGCAUUACUGUCUGGCUUUGACUGUGCAUGCAGUGUGUAAUUCUUGGCAAGGGGAUUUUUUGUAAUUUCGAAACUGCAAGCUCCUGCCGCAGUUCUGCUUUACUCUCUUUCUCGCCUUCACAUGCGUUGGUGGUAAAUUAGGCUGGGAGAGCCGACAUUGCUUCUGAUUAAUUUAAUCCCCAACACCCCCUUCCAUCUUUCAUAAAUUUAGUAAUACUGCUCUCUCAGCACAACCGUGCGUCGUGUAUCAGGACGCGACGAUGGGUUAUUUUGAAUUACCAAUGUUGUUUGUUCUUAGUGAUUUCAAUCAAGCAUUUCAAGUAUGACUUGCUUUUUUUUCUCUCGUUUUCCCUGGAAUUCCUUUUCGAUCAAGUGUAAAACAAAGAUAAUAAUUAUAAUCAACGUUUAAUACGGUAA